GUGGCUCCUUUAACAACCUUGGAGUGCUGGACGACCACAGCUUAUUGAAGACUCCUGACCUAAGGACCUGAAGAAGGGUAGGUGACUGGGAGUCACCUGCUAGAACCACUCCCAUGUGAGGACAGAUGACCAUAUGGACAGGUUAACUCUGCCCAACAGAGAAGCAUGGCCUGGCGGAGGUCACAUCUCCUGGUUGCCAAAUGCACUCUUCUUCACAGAAGGCUGGCUUGUUGCUCCUCUUGCUAUGAUGCCUGGGCAGAUCCCAGACCCUUCUGUGACCGCAGGCUCUCUGCCAGGGCUUGGCCCUCUCACCGGACUCCCCAGCUCGGCUCUGACUGCAGAGGAGCUGAAAUACGCUGACAUUCGCAACAUUGGGGCCAUGAUCGCGCCCUUGCACUUCCUGGAGGUAAAACUGGGCAAGAGGCCCCAGCCCAUGAAAAGUGAGCUGGACGAGGAGGAGGAGCGAAGGAAAAGGCGCCGGGAGAAGAACAAAGUGGCAGCAGCCCGCUGCCGGAACAAGAAGAAGGAGCGCACGGAGUUUCUGCAGCGGGAGUCUGAGCGGCUGGAGCUUAUGAACGCCGAGCUGAAGACCCAGAUCGAGGAGCUGAAGCAGGAGCGGCAGCAGCUCAUUCUUAUGCUGAACCGCCACCGCCCCACCUGCAUUGUCCGCACCGACAGCGUCAAGACCCCAGAGUCUGAAGGCAACCCCCUGCUGGAGCAGCUGGAGAAGAAGUGAGCGUGGGCUGGGAGGAGUCCAAGGAGGAAGAGGAAGAGCAGGAGAGACAGAGAGGGAGGAGAUGACUUCCAGAGGGCCCUUCCCUGGGACACGAGAAACUGCAAUGAGGCUCAGUGCAGCUGGCAUCCAGCGGGCUUUUCUGUGACACUCAGAGCAGCCACCCAAGGUGAAGAGCAGGCUGGAAACCCAGAUGCUGAGACCAAAGUUGACCCAUGCGUAGGGCUGUGAUGCCUGGAGCCCAGCCUGAAGGAGGCAGGGGCAGAGAGAUGCCCAGUCAGGCAGCCUGGGGUGCUCCUCCGGCCUCUGCUAGGGCACUCACUCAAGGAACCACCACGCAGCCAGGAAAAGCCAUGAGUUGCAACCAAAAUGCAGCCGAGGACGGCCCUCGGCAUGAACUGCAGCCCUCCUGCCCCAGCCCUGCUCUGCCUGGAUGUAAAGCUGGCCGGGACUGCUGCAGGGCUCGAUGCCCUGCCCAGGAGGCGCAGCUGGUGCACCCUCCCUGGCCCUGUUGGAGUCCGCUGCGGGCGUGAGGCGCGGGCGCCCUUCCAAAGCACACACUCACUGAAUGUUUACAGACUGGCCGUCCGGGCGGGGCUUCCAACUGCACAUGUUUUUUAUACUUUCUUUUUUUUUUUUUUUUUUUUAUUUUUUACAAAAAAAGAUUUUAUACAAGCAAUAUAUAUAUGGAUUUCUAUAGUCACUUGAUGUGAUACAGUAUAAAUAUGCUAUGGUUUGAUACGGACAGAUAUUCACCAGUUAUGGCUGUUGUGUUAACUCCUAAGUACCGUAGUCUCUGGGUGUCAGGGAUAGCCGGGGUGGGUGGGGUGCAUUUCCAGCCCUGUAAGCCCUUCCUAGUACUCAGUCCUGUACCACUCAGUAAACAUCGCUCUUAUUACCCAGCUUCCUCGAGUGGUGUCUGCCUGGGGAGGGGUCCUGCAGACAUGCCCA
Messenger RNA from Octodon degus (degu), 1684 nucleotides. It is a transcript of the gene Jdp2, whose product is annotated as Jun dimerization protein 2. Gene Ontology annotation, biological process: regulation of transcription by RNA polymerase II. The record is from RefSeq and is a predicted model, not a curated record. The coding region runs from base 134 to 736 and encodes 200 amino acids. Gene Ontology annotation, cellular component: nucleus. The transcript is spliced from 5 exons. Gene Ontology annotation, molecular function: RNA polymerase II cis-regulatory region sequence-specific DNA binding; DNA-binding transcription factor activity, RNA polymerase II-specific. Lineage: Eukaryota; Metazoa; Chordata; Mammalia; Rodentia; Octodontidae.